UCACCAGCCGUCUUCUCUCCCUGGUCUCUGCUCAUUUCCUGUACUAUGUCUGCAGUCUCUGGUUAUCUCCUCUACUAUGUCUGCAGUCUCUGGUCAUCUCCUCUACUAUGUCUGCAGUCUCUGGUCAUCUCCUGUACUGUGUCCGCAGUCUCUGGUUAUCUCCUCUACUAUGUCUGCAGUCUCUGGUCAUCUCCUGUAGUAUGUCUGCAGUCUCUGGUCAUCUCCUGUAGUAUGUCCGCAGUCUCUGGUCAUCUCCUGUACUAUGUCCGCAGUCUCUGGUCAUCUGUAGUAUGUCUGCUGUCUCUGGUCAUCUCCUGUAGUAUGUCUGCAGUCUCUGGUCAUCCCCUGUACUGUGUCCGCAGUCUCUGGUCAUCUCCUGUACUAUGUCCGCAGUCUCUGGUCAUCUGUAGUAUGUCUGCUGUCUCUGGUCAUCUCCUGUACUAUGUCUGCAGUCUCUGGUUAUUUCCUGUACUAUGUCUGCAGUCCAUCGGUUCAGAAUAUUUUUUUUCUUGUUUUCCU
Staurois parvus is the source of this 519-nucleotide messenger RNA. The record is from the annotation of a GenBank genome assembly. NCBI's taxonomy places the organism in Eukaryota, Metazoa, Chordata, Amphibia, Anura, Ranidae.